CCGCCUGCCCGCGGGGGCCCUGGUUCCGGUGGCGAGGCGGCGGGCGGCGAUGCUGCCCGGCGGCGAGGCGGAGGCGGGGGCGGACGGGGCGGUGCGGCGGCUGCUGCGGGCCGGGGCGGCGGCCAGGUACAAAGCGAUGAGGAACUGGGGCGUUAUCGGCGGGGUGGCGGCGGCGCUGGCGGCGGGGAUGUACGUGCUGUGGGGUCCCAUCACCGAGAGGAAGCGGCGGAGGAAAGGGCUUGUACCUGGCCUCCUGAACUUAGGCAACACCUGUUUCAUGAACUCCUUGCUGCAAGGCUUAUCCUCCUGUCCGUCUUUCAUCAAGUGGCUGGAGGAAUUUACAGCACAAUAUAAGACAGACCCGAACCAGCCCACGGAGCAGCAAUACUUGUCCCUGACUUUGCUGCAUCUCCUAAAAGCUUUAUCCUGCCAAGAGGUGACAGAAGAUGACGUCCUGGAUGCAAGCUGCCUGUUAGAAGUUCUAAGGACAUACAGGUGGCAGAUCUCAUCGUUUGAAGAGCAGGAUGCUCAUGAACUGUUUCAUGUCCUUACCUCUUCAUUAGAAGACGAACGAGAUCGUCAGCCUCGUGUGACACAUUUGUUCGAUGUGCACUCGCUGGAGCAGCCAGAAAUAACCCAAAAGCAAAUAAGCUGCAGAACAAGAGGGUCUCUUCCCCCUGUGUCAAAUCACUGGAAAUCUCAGCAUCCUUUUCACGGAAGGCUGACCAGCAACAUGGUUUGCAAACACUGUGAACACCAGAGUCCUGUGAGGUAUGAUACCUUUGACAGUCUCUCACUGAGUAUUCCAGCAGCUGUGUGGGGUCGUCCUAUGACACUAGACCACUGCCUCCAUCAUUUCAUCUCCUCUGAAUCUGUAAAGGAUGUUGUGUGUGACAACUGCACUAAAAUUCAGGCAGAAGGCACUGUGAAUGGACAGAGCAUAGAAAACCAGAGAACAACAUUUGUUAAGCAGUUAAAAUUAGGAAAGCUCCCUCAGUGUCUUUGCAUCCAUCUGCAAAGACUGAGCUGGUCAAACCAAGGCACUCCUCUGAAACGUCAUGAACAUGUACAGUUCAAUGAGUUCCUGAUCAUGGACAUCUACAAAUACCGCAUUCCUGUUCAUAAAUCAAGACAGAAGGAGCUGAAUCAGAAAAACUCUGAAGAGACAACACCUGGAACAAAGGAUGGGAUAGCAGUAAAACCUUCAGACGCAGAACGGCCAUCUGGUACUAAACCGCUCUUCAUGAAUGGUGCCUGCUCGUCUUCAUUUUUAAUGUCCUCAGGGACUUUUCCACUUGCUGUAUUCCCUGAAAGCAGUUCCCCUGUAUACCUUUACCGUCUGAUGGCAGUUGUAGUUCAUCAUGGAGACAUGCAUUCUGGACACUUUGUGACUUACCGCCGCUCUCCACCUUCUCCUAAGAACUCACACUCUGUCAGCAGCCAGUGGCUAUGGAUUUCAGAUGAUACCGUUCGCAAAGCCAGCUUGCAGGAAGUCCUUUCUUCUAGUGCUUACUUGCUUUUUUAUGAGCGUGUUCCCUCGAGAGUACAGCACCAAAGCUUGGAAUUGAGGGCUGAAGAGUGAUUACAAGAGCAGGACAAAAAGUGACAAAAUUCCUCUGAGAUCUACAUUGCACCUCCUGUCUGUUAUGCAAAUAACCCACCACAGGCCCUUUAACUUCCCCCCCAAUCCAUGGCAACAGCUGGCUCCUGCUGGGAGUUGUGUUUUGUACCAAAAUUAUGCUACCCAAAGUUGGUCUGCUAACAUUGUGCAGUCCAAAGUAUCUGUAUUAGAGAAGCAUUUAUUCUGUUAGGUAGUAAUUUUGUCAAGAUCACAGCUCUGAAACAGACGUUUCAGACAGACUUCCCAAGGCUGUAUUCUGUAUUCUGACAUAUAUGUAAAUUUUCAAAGGGAGAUGCUUAAUGCUGUAUGUUUCACUGCAGACGUUUCUGAGCAGGGGAGCCCCAGAAGCUACUGUUAUCAAAGGCAAUGAUUUAAGAAACAAAGUGCCUUGAGCUUAUUUGAAUAGUAACAUUACCAUUGUCUGAGUCCACUGCAUGUCCAUUGCAUUCUGAUAUGUGUCUCAGGAUGAUGGGAUGAACUACUAACAGAAUCAGAUCUCUCUUGAUAUCCCAGCUAAUCAAUAAAGGAAGGCAUCUCUACAUAACAAGCACAAUCCAAAAAAUUACUUCCCUGUUCACGUCAUUUUCCUAAUACUUUAGUUCUUUGUACAUCAUAGAAAUACUUCUGCUGAUUCAAAGAGCAGUUUCCUUUUUCCAGGAGAAAAGAUACUUUUUUUUUUUUUAAUCUAUUAAGAGCCAAGACCCUGAUUUAUUGCUUCUUAUCUUUGGAAUAUAGCUGAAACCAAGAGACAGAAGCGUUUGCUAGCAAUCAGUGUUGUAAUUUCCUUCGUCACUAUGAAACUGUUGAAUAUGGUUGCUUGUAGUAUCGAGUACAACUUUUAAUGCUGUGAUUUCAAGGCUACUGUAAUUGGGGUUCUAGACUUGCCCUUCCUGUUCUAAUGCUGAAAACCGCCAUUUCUCACCAACCAUUCAGACACAUGCUGUUGGGCUUGCAACUGAGCUUUAGAGCUUGUACCCAUUCCGGUUGUGAGCCGAGGUGUAUAGCAACCCAAGCAUCCUUGUGAAGUUAGAGUAUACUCGAUCGCAUCAUGACUGGUGGGCACUUCCUUGUCUGGUGAAGUAGUAUGGCAGGCUGAAGAGAUCGGUGUUGCUGCAUUAGAUACACAGAUUGCCAUAAAACAGAAGUAAGGUGUACUUUGCUGCUCUAGAUUGUUUGAUGUGUUAAAAAAAUUCCAAGCAAAGGGAGGGAGAAUCAGCAAAAAUUAUCCUUUUGACUGCUUUUAAAUUACCAGGAAUAAAAUAUGUAGGCUAUUUUUAGCUCUUUUCUAUCCUUGUAAGCUUGGAGGAAAAAAAGACUAAUUCAUCAGACAAGCUUUUUCAGUGUAAAACAGCACAAGUUUUCAAAUGGUAACAAUGGUCUUAAUAGGUUUUUAGGGCAACUUUGUACCUCAUCUAUUCAUAUUGCUGCCCAAAGCUCAUAGGCAUUCAGAGUUCCUUAAUGGGAUGCUUAAAGCCAGCCAAAAUAGGCGUGGUAAUAGAUGUAUAUGAAAAUAUAUUUACAGAACUUGUCAUUCCAGAGUAUGGCUCACAAUAUCUGCUCCAAGUACUGCACAUAGUACAUAACAUAGUAUUUAUAAAUCCACUGGCAUAGUAGUUCCUGAAAAGUCUCCCCAUCUGUCAAGAAAAACAAAACCUAGAAAGUUGCAGAAUGCCAAAAACGCCCUAGCCAUUGAAUUAAGACCUAAUGGACUUGCAGAAGCUAAGAGAAGAAAGCCCUCUGUUCUGGGCAGCAUGGGUGUGCAGUAGCUCUGUAAAGCAGUGCUGGGUGUCACCUAAGGAAAACAUCAUACAAAGCAUCCAGCUCCAGCCCGUCUACCGUUUGUAACUCCAAACUUCAAAACAUUUCCACUGCCAGCAGUGUAUAUUCUGCAACACCUGUUCUCAACAGGGCCUGUUUUAGAGUUUUUAACUCGAGUUUUUGUGAAGUUCAUCUGAGCAGGUCACUGUUUAGAAAGCAGUUAUGCUGGGUCAGGACAUACGCACACAAUGGACAAAAUCUUGAACUCAUCAGCUUGUAACAGUGACAUAAACGCACAUAUUACUGCAAGCUUGCAUGGUCAAUGUAUUUUUCUUUUCCCUUUGCAUAAAGCUGCUUUCCAACAGGGGCCAGUUUGAUGAGAAUGAUUUGAACGCUGAGAAACUGCUCGGUUUCACUCAGCUGCAAAUUUACUCUGAAAGCUUCCUCAAGGGCUAUAAAGAUGAGGGUUGCAUAGUCAGCAUGUCUUCUAGCUUUCAUUGUUAGGAAGGAGUAGAUGGUCUUGGCUUAGCCCUCAGUGCAAGAAAGGAAGCAAGUUUCAGCACCUCGGACCUGGUCCUAAGCUGUGCUUGAUACUCCCAGCCUACUGUGAGCAUCAAAGACCUCUGCAGGUGUUUGUCACCCAACCCUCACCUUUUCAGGUCAUAGGGCUCUGUGCAGGCACAUGAGGCUCAUCAAAUGCUGUGACUUGUAGAGAAGGUGUUAAUAAAAAGUAAAAGGUUAAAAAACAUCAGAUAAGACCUCCAAGAUGACACCUCUGUGUUUGGAUUAUUCUUGUCUUAUUUUGUGCGUUAUUUAAAAAUGUAUGAUAUUCUAGUCAAACCACUGCACUGCUGUUUGAAGUUGCAUUUUCACUUCAGGGUAUUUUUGUAACUGUACAGUAGCAAUAAAAGAACAAACUUAUUAGAAAAA
Molecule: messenger RNA, 4309 nt
Organism: Phalacrocorax carbo (great cormorant)
Lineage: Eukaryota; Metazoa; Chordata; Aves; Suliformes; Phalacrocoracidae
Source: RefSeq, a predicted model, not a curated record